This is a messenger RNA of Neurospora tetraspora, 2084 nucleotides long. RefSeq lists its product as uncharacterized. NCBI's taxonomy places the organism in Eukaryota, Fungi, Ascomycota, Sordariomycetes, Sordariales, Sordariaceae. The transcript has 5 exons. Bases 227 to 1822 code for a protein of 531 amino acids. The record is from RefSeq and is a predicted model, not a curated record.
CAUGUCGCGCUCGCCGUAUCAAGGUACGUCGUCCGAGGUCGUCCUCUUGCACGCCCCCUCCCUUUCUCUUGCUCGGACGACUGACUGACUGACCUCUCCCCUCUCGCAGUGCGAUGAAGGUAAACCAACAUGCAAGCAAUGCGCAAAGUCGAAGCGCGAAUGCGCCGGCUACCGAAACGAAUUCGAGAUUGUCCACCGUGACCAGACAAAGUCUACCGUCCGCCGAAUGAACAAGUUAGGGUUAACGCCCUCGACCUCGACCGCGGUAGCGACCACCUCCACGCCGCCGAAAGAAGCACCGCCGUCGCACUUGCCGAGCCCUCGUCCGACUCCUACGCGACAACACACGCCCGAUCCUACCGCGACGCUCACAGUCCCCCUCGCUCAACGCGCGGCCUGCUAUUUUGCCUCCAACUUCCUAUACGUGCCGCUGGGCCAGAUGCCCCAUGGUCAUAUGGACUACCUCGUGCCCUUAAUCGACGCCGAACCCCCCGAUAGCGCCCUCCGAAGCGCCUUCAAUGCCUGUGCUAUAGCUGCUCUCGGGAAUAGACAAAAAGCGAACAGUCUCAACCUCGCCAAUCUUUCUCUCCGGGAACACACUCUGGCUCUGGCAAAGACUCAUGCUGCCUUGGGGAACCCCGCCACUGCCAAUUCCGAUGCAACGCUCGCUACAGUGCUUCUGCUGGGUUUGUACGAGAGCAUCACGGCGAUCAAGGAGUCGCGCAUGCUGGCAUGGCGUUCACACGUUGACGGGGCAAUCCAGAUUGUCAAGCUGCGAGGCCGAGAACAAAUGCGCAGCACCAAGACUGGAACGCUUUUGUUCCAAGCAGUGAGGCAUCAAGUGCUCGGCCGCGCACUAACAUCUGGUACGCCCCCGCCAUUAGGGGUCGACUGGUGGAUGGACGGCAUGGGCGAUGGCCAUCUCUUGCCUAGCGCCGCCAUGCACCGCUUCGCCCUCCGAGUCAGUGAAUUGCGAGCCGAGGCAGCUGCUCUAUUGGCUGGCAUAACACGGACCGCCGGUAAUAUCGAACUGAUGCAACAGAUGGCCCAUCGAGUGCGUUUGCUGGACCAAGAGAUUGCUUCUUGGCUUCUUUCUCUGCCGCCAAACCUACGCUUCAAGACGCUAUGCUGGCUAUCCGACGAGGAGGUGGGCCUAUCACCUGGGCGGCAGUACAACUACUCCAAGCUCGAAGUAUUCCCUGGCCGUGUCGACAUGUACCCCGACUUUGUGACUGCCCGCAUAUGGAACACUGCACGCACCGUACGCCUUGUACUAGCCUCCCUCAACAUCCGCAUAACAGCAUGGCUCAGCACGCCCGCUGACUACCGCACAACUGCCGAGUAUGCCAGGUCGAAAGCCAUAUGUGAAGGCACCAUUGCCGACGUCAUAUCCUCGGUCCCUUACCAUCUUGGAUGGCACACCAAGCAGGCGGGCCUGUUCGACAACGGUACUGAUCGCUCCGGCUUUGCUUGCGGUCACGAGGAUUCCAUCAAGGCUCUUCCAGCUUGGUUCCUGAUUUGGGCCUUGACUUGUGUCAAGAACCAUGAUAUGGCGACUGACGAGCAGCGCGUUUGGGUGAAGGGCCGGCUUCGGUUCAUUGCCGAUCAUGUUGGGCUGAAGUAUGCCAAUAUUGUUAACGACCUCGAACUUCGCUUCCCGUCAAUGUUCAUCUGCCAGGACGGCACAAUGCCUUCGUCGGAUCCACUGAGGGCCGGGACGUACAAAGGCCGUCCUGUUCCUGUAAGCGCAAUGCUCACCGCCAUCACUACUCCUCGGACUCCUGAAAGCAUGGGUUCUGAAGGAAGGUAUCCGUCGCCUUGAUAGGAUGACGUUUAGGGCGAUUCCUCUACGAGCUUGACGGGCCCUCGACGUGAUACAUCGACGUCGACACGCACUGUAUAUGUUGAACCUUGUCAGUAGGGAGGUGACCGACUUGCACGGACACCAUGGCGACACUACAGGAAGAUGUCGAUGUUACUGAUGCCAUGCAUCACCCCUACGAGUCAAAGCAGAACAUGAGGAUAAACCUCACCUCAUCGAGGUUUUUCGCCAACAGAACGAGAACCGAAUUUCACGGGCAGUC